UAUAUAUAGAGAGGAGGGAAGUGCAAACCCAACGGUCGACGGGCAAAGCAACGCCAUUUUGAUUUUGAGUAGAGUUACACAGAAAGCUGAGAGUCCUGUUGAAAAUUAAAAUGGUGUCAUCAUCAUAUGAAGAUAGUCGUCGCAAAAGAAUGGAAGAAAAUCGAAAGAGAAUGGAAGCUCUUAAUCUUCCUCAGCUCUCCCAAUCCCUUCACAAAUCAUCUUCUCCCAUUAAAAAACCCUCACCGUCGAAACCUCGCAUCAUCCAGAAAGAGCUUGUUGUUGUCAGAAGAUCCGGCCGUGUCGCCAACUUGCCCGCUCCCAUUUACAAAGAAGUUCUUAUUGAUCGCGUUAUAAUACCUAGAAAUAGAACUUCAAGAGGAGGUUAUAAUAUGUAUAGGGAUUAUUCAAAGAGGGUAUAUGCCUCAGAUGAAGCUAGAGAGGAGGCAUUGCAGAAAGCAGAUAAGUUGCAGUCAGAUUUGAAUUCUAAACAUCCAAUUUUUAUUAAAUCAAUGCUCCAAUCUCACGUCACUGGUGGAUUCUGGCUGGGCCUUCCAAAUCAUUUCUGCAAGAAAAACCUUCCACUACGGGAUGCAAUGAUGACCUUGAUUGAUGAGGAUGGGGAUGAGUAUCCAACAACAUAUUUGGCUCAAAAAACUGGACUUAGCGCUGGAUGGAGAGGUUUUGCUAUUGCUCAUAAGCUUGCUGAUGGCGACGCUUUAAUUUUUGAAUUAGUUAAACGCACUGUAUUCAAGGUGUACAUUAUUAGAGUGAAUAGUCCUUCAGAGGGUAAAUAGCUCGAGUUAAUUGCAGUUGGAGAUUGGAGGCAGUAAAGUUAAUCUAGGUUCUAAUAUGCUCAUCCUGGAUUCAGUUUUUGGUGUUGUAGUAUUGUUGACGUAUGAUGUCUAACUUGUGUUUUUGUGUAUUUUUUGAGGUCCUACAUGUGAAGUGAACUCUUCAGCAUAUGUAUAAAUGAAUAGAGCUAUCUCUCAAAGGACUUUCUUGAAUCCGGUCCCUUAUAAUCUUAAAUAUUUACUUUGAAAAUCAA
Molecule: messenger RNA, 1045 nt
Organism: Cicer arietinum (chickpea)
Lineage: Eukaryota; Viridiplantae; Streptophyta; Magnoliopsida; Fabales; Fabaceae
Product: B3 domain-containing protein At5g42700-like
Molecular function (GO): DNA binding
Source: RefSeq, a predicted model, not a curated record